Prunus armeniaca (apricot) is the source of this 909-nucleotide messenger RNA. The record is from the annotation of a GenBank genome assembly. Lineage: Eukaryota; Viridiplantae; Streptophyta; Magnoliopsida; Rosales; Rosaceae.
AUGCUGCCUUACCAGACUCUCGAGGAGGCCGCUUCGGCUCUGGGCCGAAACCUCACCUUUGCCGAGACUCUGUGGUUCAACUACUCGGCUUCCAAGUCCGAUUACGUGCUCUACCUCCACAACAUUCUCUUCCUCUUCGUCAUCUUCUCCGUCGUUCCUCUCCCUCUCGUUUUCGCCGAGGUUCUCAGAUGGGCCGGCCUCGACCGCUACAAGAUCCAGCCCAAAGUCCGAUUGCCCUUCUCUGACAUGCUCAAGUGCUACAAGGAUGUUAUGCGCAUGUUCAUUCUCGUUGUUGGCCCUCUUCAGCUCGUCUCUUACCCUUCUGUCCAGAUAAUAGGGAUUCGAACGGGAUUGCCAUUGCCUUCUGGAUGGGAGAUGCUUUGCCAAUUGUUAGUUUAUUUCUUGGUCGAAGAUUAUACCAACUACUGGAUUCACAGAUUUUUGCAUAACAAAUGGGGGUAUGAGAAAAUCCACAGAGUUCACCAUGAGUACACUGCUCCAAUUGGGUUUGCAGCGCCAUAUGCUCAUUGGGCUGAGAUUUUGAUCCUUGGCAUCCCAUCUUUUCUCGGUCCAGCAAUGGUUCCUGGCCACAUGGUCACAUUCUGGUCAUGGAUAGCACUGCGGCAGGUUGAGGCCAUUGAAACACACAGCGGUUAUGACUUCCCCUGGACUCCCACAAAAUAUAUCCCAUUUUAUGGCGGUGCUGAGUACCAUGAUUACCAUCACUAUGUUGGAGGACAAAGCCAGAGCAAUUUUGCUUCAGUGUUCACCUACUGUGAUUUCAUUUAUGGAACUGACAAGGGAUUUCGGUAUCAGAAGAAGAUCCUUAAGAAGUUGAAAGAGGAAAGUAAUGCUGUCCAAAACGGCGGCUCAUAUAAUAAUUCUACUGUAGAUCUUAAAUCUGAUUAG